Messenger RNA from Cherax quadricarinatus, 1718 nucleotides. NCBI's taxonomy places the organism in Eukaryota, Metazoa, Arthropoda, Malacostraca, Decapoda, Parastacidae. The record is from RefSeq and is a predicted model, not a curated record.
AGGGUGAUCUCAACAAGCAGCUAAAAUUAAUGUUUUCUCAUUCCCAUUUACUGCUCAGAACAUUAGGCGGUGUAUUAAGUUGGAAGAACCCGCCUCAGAACAUCCUCUCUUUGCUCUCUCCAGUUAUUCUAAGGAAUAAAAUCCCUAUCGUUCUUCACGACUCAGAGGAUCUGUCAGUGAGCAUCCUGGAGCAUUACUUCCAGGGUAGUCAGAGCCUCUUCCUGGUGGUGCUGGAUAUUACCGACGCCGCUUUGUUAAAAGCCAGUUGGCUGGGAAAGUACAACGAUCCCGCUUUCGUCCAUGUAAUCCUCUUUAACUCUGUGAGCGUUGUGGAAGCCUUUGUUGAAGGCCUUCCAGAGCGAGUCUGGACCCCUUAUUACCUCCUAUUAGUAAACACAAAUUCUUCCGUCAACGGCUCACGUCUUCUUGCUCUAAAAAAGUUUAAUUACAGCCCGUUUCUUUCGCUUUUACAGCCGAACAUAGUGGAGACUUAUACCAACUACCACAUUCUCACACACGAAAUGUUUCAUCCCAGACAUAAGAUCCUUUCCCACGGCACCUUCAGCCUCGACGAGCCUCACACAUUCGCCACUGUCUUUCCCGACCGCUUCAAGAGCUUCUACGGAUACAACCUCCAGCUGGCCAGCUGGAUCAACGAUUUUCCUUACCUAGUGCCUGGACCUACGCCUCAAGAGACCUACGGAAUGGGCGCCAACAUGCUCAACGAGAUCUCUCGAAGACUUAACUUCAGCGUCACAUAUUAUCCAGAGCCAGAGGACCAACUCUGGGGCGAGAUGGUCAACGGAUCCUGGGUGGGCAUGGUCGGACAGAUCUGGCGACGAGAGAGGGACCUGUGUGUUAACGUCAUGUCGAUCGUCGAGGACCGCUACCAGGCCGUCGACUUCAGUGUACCCUACUUCAGCGAUUCCUACAGCUUUAUUAUCAGCAUUCCCCUGCCCCCUCCCCGCUGGUGGACCAUCGUCCUUCCUUUUACGUGGGAGACCUGGCUCGGGGUAGCCACCUCAGUGGUCAUCGUCUCCAUGUUCCUCGCCCUAUUCUUCAAGGUAGCGGGUAUAGCGUGGACUGCAAGUAACGUGGUGCUACAAGUGGUAGGAACGUUACUGAAUCAAGACAUAAGUCAGCCUACUUUCCUCUCCUCGCUGAGAAUAUUCAGGGGAACGUGGCUGAUGCUGGCGAUGAUUCUCUCUAUCUCGUACACAGGGAACCUGGUCGCCUACAUCACUGUGCCGGUCAAGGCUCACCGUCUCACCUCCCUCAGGGAACUUUCAGAGUCCUCCCUCACGCCCAUCAUGGCAGACUAUGGAAACUUUGUGCCUGGAGCUCUCAGGUCUUCAGAGCAUCCGACCCUGAGUGCCCUAGGCAAGAAGUUGAAGCUCAUUCCCAAGGAUGCCUAUGCCCUCGGUUUUCAGCAGGUACGAAAGGGAACCUACGCCCUGCUGGAGGGCACAGAAUUUAUCGAGUACCUGGUGAUCGCCCACCACCAGGCUGCUACCACCUACUUCCUGCCGGAAAUCCUCUAUCCGAUAGGCAGUAGGUUGGAUCUACCCGAAGAAGACUCCCUGGAAGCACAAGUGCUGGUAUCUGACUUCAUGAAGAAGGAGGGAGAUACACUUCACGAGGACUCUAGCGACACAGCCAGACCACUGAGCCUUCAGGACCUCCAGGUACUCCUAAAGGAUUCAUAUCCUAUCCUGUAG